AUGGGCACACUGCCAACCAGACGCCCUCGCCAGAACCGAGGCCAGCAGCAGGUGGCCCCACAGACAACGAUGCUGUUGACCAAAGCGAAACACACCAUCAACCAAGCUCUUCAGAAAGACUGGGAAGUUCUCUGGACACAUGGCCGACACGGACGAACCCUCCACCGCCUGGGGACGAAGCCAGACAAGAAAACCCUUCAACUGCACCAAAAUCUUCCGCGACCUAUCUCCUCCGUCAUUACGCAGAUGAGGACCGACAAGAUCGGAUUAGCGGCCUAUCUCCACAGCAUUAACAAGGCAGAAACGAGCCGAUGCAGCUGCAACCAUGGAGAACAGACGGUGGAACACGUGCUACUGAAAUGUAGGCAGUGGGUGACAGAACGAGAAGAAAUGUGGGCUGGCGGAAGACGAGUUCUUAGCCUAAAGGGAGUGCUCAAUGACCCCAAGAUGGUGGUGAGAGCGGCGAAGAUGAUGCUGAAGACUGGUCUCUUGGGGCAAUUUCAACACAUUAACGCCGAAUCGCUGGAGGCCAGUUCUCAGCGCCAAGCCAAGGAUUCGUGA
Exophiala spinifera is the source of this 561-nucleotide messenger RNA. RefSeq lists its product as uncharacterized. NCBI's taxonomy places the organism in Eukaryota, Fungi, Ascomycota, Eurotiomycetes, Chaetothyriales, Herpotrichiellaceae. The transcript has a single exon. The coding region runs from base 1 to 561 and encodes 186 amino acids. The record is from RefSeq and is a predicted model, not a curated record.